Molecule: messenger RNA, 1361 nt
Organism: Octopus sinensis (East Asian common octopus)
Lineage: Eukaryota; Metazoa; Mollusca; Cephalopoda; Octopoda; Octopodidae
Product: oxidoreductase NAD-binding domain-containing protein 1
Exons: 7
Coding region: 194-958 (254 amino acids)
Cellular component (GO): mitochondrion
Molecular function (GO): oxidoreductase activity
Source: RefSeq, a predicted model, not a curated record
GAGACUUGACACUGUUUCAAAGCGUCAGUCACUAACAGAUUGUAGCCCAGUGCAGUGGUUGAAUUAGUGGCCCAUACUAAAUGUGUUUUGUGUGACAAAGACAGCGACUCUACUGGUUUUGUGUCGCAGUGCAUUCAGUUUGUUCCCUUCUUAACUAAAUACAGUUCUAUACAGUAACAGAUUUUAAGACAGAAUGGAAUCCCAAGAAUCAGAUUAUCGUUCAGCCACCGUUGUGGAAAUUUGGGAUUUGUCACCGACAGUGAAGGGAUUGAAACUACACGCAGAAUGGCACAAGAGAAAAUCUUUUAAAGCCGGUCAAUGGGUGCACACCAAUAUUCCAAGUAUCAAUCGCUUAGGAGGCUAUACCCUUUGCAACAGCCCUUUGGAAUUCUCUAAAACAGGCAUCCUUCAGUUGGCUGUAAAAUACAGUGAUCAUGCUCCAACACUUUGGUUUCAUGAAAAGUGUAAAAUUGGUGACACGAUUCUCGUUGAGUUUGGUGGCACAGUUUUCUAUGAUCCUAAACCACAAGAUUCCCAGUAUGAUCUACUGUUAAUUGGGGCUGGAAUUGGAAUGAAUUCCCUUUAUAGCAUCCUCAACUUGGUGACGGAGAGAGAAGCCUCAGGAGUAGACAAAGAACUUCUUCCAGGAAAAGUACACUUCAUGUAUUCUUCUAAGACAAAAAAAGAACUUUUGUACAAGGACAAACUUGAUGAAAUGGAGAGAAACCAUCAAAACAUAAGCUGCCAAUAUUUCGUGACUCAAGAAAAACUCAAUGAACCGAAUAUUAAAGAUUGUCGAAUAAACAAAGAAGAUGUGGAAAAUGCUUUUCAAAUGGUGGACAAAAGCAAGUGCAAAGUGUUUCUGUGUUUACCAUUCGAAAUGUGCAAUGAAAUUGAAGAUACAUUACUGAAUCAGGAUAUUGUAAUUGACCAAAUAUUUUCUAUCAAUUGGUGGUAAUCUUGAUAAAUAAAACCACUUUUCCAGGUAUUACCAGAACAUACAACACCAAAAUUUUGUUGGUGGCACUCGAAGAGAAAUCAUAAAUUUUUUCUAGCUUUUAUAUUUUUAAUAUUUUUUUCUUCUCUUUUACAACUCUAAUUCGCCAUUUUAUAUGUUCUUCCACAAUACUCAUCUCUUUCUGGCACAGACAAAUGAUUCUGAAAUUCAAAAAACUCCAUGAGUCCUUGUGGUUUAAAAUAAAUGCCAGAUUUAUGGGUUUUUGCUACAUUUCCUUUACUUCACUUCAAUAUAUUUAACGUGUAUUUAAGUAUAUUAUAACAUUAAAACCAUGAUAUACCAUAAAUAUAUCACUAACAGAGAAACGGAAGCCGCCUAUCUGUUGGUCACGUGAUAUAUCGUC